AUGCCAUCCACACCAUCCAUACCAUCCACACUGUCCACAGCCUUCCAUGCCAUCCACACCAUCCAUACCAUCCACACUGUCCACAGCCUUCCACACCAUCCAUACCAUCCACACUGUCCACAGCCUUCCACACCAUCCAUACCAUCCAUACCAUCCACACAGUCCACAGCCUUCCAUGCCAUCCAUACCAUCCACACCGUCCUCAGCCUUCUACACCAUCCAUACCAUCCACACAAUCCACACUGUCCAGAGCCUUCCAAACAAUCCAUACCAUCCAAACCAUCUACACCAUCCAUACCAUCCACACUGUCCACAGCCUUCUAUGCCAUCAACACCAUCCAUACCAUCCACAUUGUCCAUAGCCUUCCACACCAUCCAUACCAUCCAUACCAUCCACACUGUCCACAGCCUUCCACGCCAUCCAUACCAUCCACACCAUCCAGAGCCUUCCAAACAAUCCAUACCAUCCAAACCAUCUACACCAUCCAUACCAUCCACACUGUCCACAGCCUGCCACACCAUCCAUACCAUCCACACUGUCCACAGCCUGCCACACCAUCCAUACCAUCCACACCAGUCAUAUCAUGUGCUGGACCAGAGCUGCUCCUAUAUUCUCCAGAUUAUUCUUCGGUUAUUACACCGAUACCAUCUACACCCUCCAUACCCUUCAACACCAUCCAUACCAUCCAUACCUUCCACACCAUCCAUACUAUCCACACCAUCUACAACAUCCAUACCUGGAAUUGUACUGAACACAACAAAAUCAACAGCAGCAACAUCAAUGACAACACCACCAUCAAUAACAUCACAGCCAACACCAUCGCCAAUAAAAUCACAGCCAACACCACCAUCAAUAACAUCACAGCCAACACCAUCGCCGAUAAAAUCACAGCCAACACCAUCGCCGAUAACAUCACAGCCAACACCAUCGCCGAUAACAUCACAGCCAACACCAUCGCCGAUAACAUCACAGCCAACACCAUCGCCGAUAAUAUCACAGCCAACACCAUCGCCGAUAACAUCACAGCCAACACCAUCGCCGAUAAUAGCACAGCCAACACCAUCGCCAAUAACAUCACAGCCAACACCAUCGCCGAUAACAUCACAGCCAACACCAUCGCCGAUAACAGCACAGCCAACACCAUCGCCAAUAACAUCACAGCCAACACCAUCGCCGAUAACAUCACAGCCAACGCCAUCGCCAAUAACAUCACAGCCAACACCAUCGGCAAUAACAUCACAGCCAACACCAUCGGCAAUAACAUCACAGCCAACACCAUCGGCAAUAACAUCACAGCCAACACCAUCGCCAAUAACAUCACAGCCAACACCAUCGCCGAUAACAUCACAGCCAAAACCAUCGCCGAUAACAUCACAGCCAACACCAUCGCCGAUAACAUCACAGCCAACACCAUCGGCAAUAACAUCACAGCCAACACCAUCGCCGAUAACAUCACAGCCAAAACCAUCGCCGAUAACAUCACAGCCAAAACCAUCGCCGAUAACAUCACAGCCAACACCAUCGCCGAUAAUAUCACAGCCAACACCAUCGGCAAUAACAUCACAGCCAACACCAUCGGCAAUAACAUCACAGCCAACACCAUCGCCAAUAACAUCACAGCCAACACCAUCGGCAAUAACAUCACAGCCAACGCCAUCGCCAAUAACAUCACAGCCAACACCAUCGGCAAUAACAUCACAGCCAACACCAUCGGCAAUAACAUCACAGCCAACACCAUCGCCAAUAACAUCACAGCCAACACCAUCGCCAAUAACAUCACAGCCAACACCAUCGCCAAUAACAUCACAGCCAACACCAUCGCCAAUAACAUCACAGCCAACACCAUCGCCAAUAACAUCACAGCCAAAACCAUCGCCAAGAACAUCACAGCCAAAACCAUCGCCAAUAACAUCACAGCCAACAAUAAUGACAACAACGCCAUCCAUAACAUCACAACCAAUGCUCCUUAG
This is a messenger RNA of Pygocentrus nattereri (red-bellied piranha), 1971 nucleotides long. RefSeq lists its product as uncharacterized. The transcript is spliced from 2 exons. Bases 1 to 1971 code for a protein of 656 amino acids. NCBI's taxonomy places the organism in Eukaryota, Metazoa, Chordata, Actinopteri, Characiformes, Serrasalmidae. The record is from RefSeq and is a predicted model, not a curated record.